Messenger RNA from Hemicordylus capensis (graceful crag lizard), 1866 nucleotides. It is a transcript of the gene CIAO1, whose product is annotated as cytosolic iron-sulfur assembly component 1. Gene Ontology annotation, molecular function: protein binding. The record is from RefSeq and is a predicted model, not a curated record. Gene Ontology annotation, cellular component: cytosolic [4Fe-4S] assembly targeting complex. The transcript is spliced from 8 exons. Bases 256 to 1272 code for a protein of 338 amino acids. Gene Ontology annotation, biological process: iron-sulfur cluster assembly. Lineage: Eukaryota; Metazoa; Chordata; Lepidosauria; Squamata; Cordylidae.
GGGUAGUGGAAGGAGACCGGCUGGGUUGAGCCUCCCCGGGCUCCUGCGCAGGAGCCUGGGGUGCUUUGCUACUUGGCAGGCCCGCUCACACGACUCCAAGCUCGACAUGCGUGUGCCCGCCGUGUGCAGGGGUGGUCGUUUCCGCUGCGGCCGAAGGUCCUCCUCGCCUCCCAUUCCGCCAAGCGGGCGCUCCGCGGACUGGAAGCCCGUCCCUGGGCUGGGCUGCUCGGGCGACUCCUCCUCGUCGGCGUGGAGAUGAGUGGCUCCUUGGGCCUCCUUUCCCGCAUCCCGGCACACCCGGAUUCCCGAUGCUGGUUUCUGGCUUGGAACCCUGCAGGGACCCUCUUAGCCUCCUGCGGUGGGGACCGGAGCAUCCGCCUCUGGGGAAGGGAAGGUGACGUCUGGGUGUGCAAGUCUGUGCUGGGCGAGGGACACCAAAGGACCAUCCGUAAAGCAGCCUGGUCCCCCUGCGGCAACUACCUGGCUUCAGCCAGCUUCGAUGCCACCACCUGCAUUUGGAAGAAGAACCUGGAGGAUUUCGAGUGUGUAGCCACUCUGGAAGGCCAUGAGAAUGAGGUGAAGUCUGUGGCCUGGGCCCCAUCUGGCACCCUCCUGGCCACCUGUAGUCGAGACAAGAGCGUCUGGGUUUGGGAAGUGGACGAAGAGGAGGAGUAUGAGUGCAUGAGCGUCCUCAACUCCCAUCUGCAGGAUGUCAAGCAUGUUGUCUGGCAUCCUAACCAGGAGUUGCUGGCAUCAGCCAGUUAUGACGACACGGUGAAACUGUACCGGGAGGAGGAGGAUGACUGGGUGUGCUUUGCCACCCUGGAGGGCCACGAGUCCACGGUGUGGAGCCUGGCUUUCGACCAGAGCGGAGAGCGCCUGGCCUCCUGCAGCGAUGACAAGACGGUGCGCAUUUGGCGCCAGUAUAAGCCAGGCAAUGAGCAAGGCGUGGCUUGCAGUGAUGUAGAACCCACCUGGAAAUGCAUCUGCACCCUUUCUGGCUUCCACACGAGAACCAUCUACGAUGUGUCAUGGUGCCGCCAGACGGGAGCUUUGGCCACUGCCUGUGGGGACGAUGCGAUCCGGGUGUUUGAGGAGGAGCUGCUCUCAGACCCGCAGCAGCCCACCUUCAGCCUGACUGUCCACAUGGCCAGGGCUCACUCCCAGGAUGUGAACUGCGUGGCCUGGAACCCCAAGGAGGCAGGGCUGCUGGCUUCGUGCAGUGAUGAUGGAGACAUAGCCUUCUGGAAAUACCAGCGCCCAGAGGCUUGAGUCUUUCCCUGGUAGCCCAUGGCAAUGAUGUAGGCCUUGGGCUGUCAGCCCGAGCUCUGCAAGUCACACACCCCAACCCCAAGGGCAGCAAGCGGCUGGACGAUCACGUGAUUUACUCUUGCAGAGGUGCUGACUGGAGGAAUCCUGCACUGAGACCACCGGCUUUGGCUGAAAAGGGGUAACUUGGUUGUGGCUGCAUCUAUAGUCUUUGUAGAUUUCACGCUGUUGCUCAGUCAGUUCCUUGAGAUCCCGAUUGAUAAUCUUGUCUGGUAGCUGCAUUUAAAAUCUUCCCAUUGACACAAGAUGGAUUCUUGUCAAGCAGAGCCUGCCGGAAGGAAUUUCCUCCUGCUUCUGUACAAGAACCAACCGUGGAAGGGAAUGAGUGCUGUAACUGCUGGCUUCAGAAGGGACAGCGUUGCUGGAGCAAACUGUCUUGUGGCAUUACAUGUAAAAGUUACCGUGAUUGAGUGCUUUGUCUCUGGGUUGUGCUCUCUCUCUGGACUUGUGUAUAGCUGAAACUGCAAAGGAACCGCUGUUAUUUAGCAACUGUGAGGAGUCAGGUUGGCUUAAAGGGUGUUCUUAUUGUAGGCUGAA